This is a messenger RNA of Penaeus vannamei (Pacific white shrimp), 447 nucleotides long. NCBI's taxonomy places the organism in Eukaryota, Metazoa, Arthropoda, Malacostraca, Decapoda, Penaeidae. The record is from RefSeq and is a predicted model, not a curated record.
AUGUUUGCUGUUGUCGUGACGGACGACCUGUGGGUCAUCACGGACGACAUGAAGGUCCUGAACGAGAGCAUGUGGGCGGCGUCGGUGCGGGAGCGGCUCAAGCUGUUCGAGCGCUCCCUCAUCAGCGCCAUCAAGAACGACGGCUGGGACGGCUCCGAGGACCUCAACACGCAGCAGUGGACCUUCGCCGGCGCCCUCUUCUACUCCAUCAUCCUCAUCACCACCAUCGUCACCAUCGGAACCACCAUCAUCAGCGCAUCCAUAACCACUAAUACCAUCACCAUCAUUACCACCACCAGUACCGCCAUGACCAUCACCGCCAGCACUAUCGCCAUCAUCACCAGCACCACCUGUCCUCCCUCCCUACACUAUUUCUUCUCCACAACGACGCUAACAUCAUCCAAGACGCCGCGUCUCUGCCUCUCUCCUACACAAAGCUUUUCAUAA